AUUAAAAGGACCAGUAUGACUCCGAGCUUGCCAUUACAGACCUUCAUCCCACAUUCCAUCACUGAAUUUACCAUUAUCAACCACAAGACAUUUCUUUGAACAUCAAUAACCGUACAUUCAUUUUCUUAGUCACGUUUGAUUCACAAACCAACAAGUAACCACCGCCAACAGAAUGCGUGUCUCUUGUUUUUUCGUGUCCGCCGCUAUCAUGCUCGCUGAGCAGACCAGUGCGCUUCCAAUCGGCGGCCUACCUACCCUUGCCAGCGAGGGAAAAUACAUUCAUAGCCUUGCACCCACCUUUCACCCGGUCCCGCUUGUUGGAGGCUUGACCGACAAGCUGCUUGAAGACCCAAGCAAAGGUGGCUUGAUUGCGACCUCUGAUUUGGUCGGUGAAGACGGCCUCGUUGAUACGGACGGUCCCUUGGGCAAGAUCACCGGCUCUCUUCGACGCCGACAAGGUCUACCGCUUGUCGGUGCCCUUGGCUCCCUCGCCAACGGCGUUCAAAGCCUCCCCCUACUUGGCAGCGUUGGUUCUGUCGCUCCAGUCACCCAAGGCCUCACCUCCAGAGUCGGCACCUUGGGCGGCGCGCCAAUCUCUCCCUCACUCGGUAAACUACCUUCAAUCAUCAAGCGCGAGAGUGGUAUUCCUACCAUUCCAGUUAUCAGCUCCCUCAGGCCAGUCGUCAGCUCCAUGCGCGAUUUAAACGCAACCGCCCUUGGAAAUGAAGUCACUCACUACAAGCCCUUCACCUCCGGCAUGUCGAUGCCCAACUUCUUUAAACGAGCCAUCGGGCUCAACUCGCUUCCAUCGAUGGGCUCCUUCCCCGGAGCUAGCAGUCUCACUUCGUUCCCCGGCUUCAGCAGUUUCCCAUCAAUGCCAUCCCUUCCAGGUAUGAGUAGCCUACCCUCGAUGCCAUCCCUUCCUGGCAUGGGUAGCUUGACCUCCUUCCCGAGCAUGCCGAGCUUGCCAUCCAUGUCGACCCUUCCCAGUCUGCCCUCUAUGCCGUCGGUGCCCGGUAUCUCCUCCGCCCCCGGUCUCAGCACUCUUACCUCCGGCGGACUCCCAGGCAUGAGCAGCCUUGGUGGCAUCCCAUGAGUAUCACCAGAAUUCGCUCUCCGGUAGAAUUUAUGU
This is a messenger RNA of Puccinia graminis f. sp. tritici CRL 75-36-700-3, 1132 nucleotides long. RefSeq lists its product as uncharacterized. Bases 173 to 1096 code for a protein of 307 amino acids. The record is from RefSeq and is a predicted model, not a curated record. NCBI's taxonomy places the organism in Eukaryota, Fungi, Basidiomycota, Pucciniomycetes, Pucciniales, Pucciniaceae. The transcript has 3 exons.